Messenger RNA from Neofelis nebulosa (Clouded leopard), 6901 nucleotides. It is a transcript of the gene PPIP5K1, whose product is annotated as diphosphoinositol pentakisphosphate kinase 1. Gene Ontology annotation, cellular component: cytosol. Bases 1069 to 5835 code for a protein of 1588 amino acids. NCBI's taxonomy places the organism in Eukaryota, Metazoa, Chordata, Mammalia, Carnivora, Felidae. The record is from RefSeq and is a predicted model, not a curated record. Gene Ontology annotation, molecular function: 5-diphosphoinositol pentakisphosphate 1-kinase activity; diphosphoinositol pentakisphosphate kinase activity; inositol hexakisphosphate kinase activity. The transcript has 33 exons. Gene Ontology annotation, biological process: inositol phosphate biosynthetic process; inositol metabolic process.
AAGAGGGAGUCCUGCGUGAGGAGCGGAGUCAGCCCGAGAGAGGGUCAGGGUGGGGAGGUCUGUGUGAGGAGGGGUGGAAUGGAGUCAACUCUGGAGAGGAUCAGCUUCAGGCAGGCGUUGUUACAGAGAGGAGGGUACCCUGGAGAGAGCUAAUGUGAGGACGGAAUUGAUCUAAGGCAGUCUUUGUGGGAGAUCAUUGAGUGUUCCAUAUAAAUUGUUACCAAGUGUGGUGACUCAUUUGCGGGUUUGGAGGGCAGUUUAAUGUUGGAGAAUCACUGAGUGAGAGGAUUACUUGGAUUAUUAAUUGGAUUCGUUGAUCAGUGAUGGGGGAGGGGGCAGCAGUGUCUUGAGUGGUUGGGGGAGGGUCCAUGGAGAGUCAUUGUUGCAAAUUAGGGAAAGAAGGGAGUAUGAGUGAGUUGGUAGAACAAGGGCUUCAGCCCAAUUCAUCCGUGUCAGAAUAAGGGUCUGUGUGAAGGAUUAAAUGCUGCAUCCAGAAAGAAUUUAGGGGUCCACUGUGGAAGGUGAGAAGGAGCUAGUGUUGGUUGCCUGAGGAGUUUUACUGUGUUGAAAAUAUUCCUGCCUGGACUCUGUAUUGAUGUGUCCCCUUCACCACUAAUGGUGCCCUCCAUUAAGUGCAUGGUGUUUAAGGAAAUUAGAGGACUACUGCAAACAGCCCUAAAUUCUAAGGGAUCAAGAAGUUACAGUUUACCCUCCCUUCUGCCCCACCCUCUCUUCUCACCUACUUAUCGUCUCCCCUCCCAUCCUCCCUUUUUUCCGUCAUUUGCAUUGAUUCGGCCUUGGGAGUGAGAUUGCUUUAGCCUAGUGUAGAGUGUGAAGUUUUCUUUUGCAACAAAGUAUUGAAGGAAAGGGGGAUGGGAAGAAGGGCCUGGAAAACAGGGGAAUGGCUCUUGGAAUACCAUAUUAAAUCCCAGCUUCUCUCAAAGGAAUCAACAGCAGCCUUCCAUGAGGAACUGCCUUUUCCACUUGCUGCUGGAGUUAAUGGUGUUUCCUGCUGGCAGAAUCAGGGACAUGCCAGCACUAGCGGGAUGAGUGGGUGCUCCGGCGGGGAUGUGGUCGUUGCCGGCCAGUGAGGGCGAGAGUGCCACGGCCCACUUCUUCCUUGGAGCUGGAGAUGAGGGGCUGGGCACCCGUGGAAUAGGCAUGAGGACAGAAGAGAGUGACAGCGAGCUCCUUGAGGAUGAGGAGGAUGAAGUGCCUCCUGAACCUCAGAUCAUUGUUGGCAUCUGUGCCAUGACCAAGAAAUCCAAGUCCAAGCCAAUGACCCAAAUCCUAGAGCGACUUUGCAGAUUUGACUACCUAACUGUUAUCAUCCUGGGAGAAGACGUGAUCCUCAACGAACCUGUGGAAAACUGGCCAUCUUGCCACUGCCUCAUCUCUUUCCACUCCAAAGGAUUUCCUCUGGACAAAGCUGUUGCUUACUCCAAGCUUCGAAACCCCUUUCUUAUCAAUGACCUGGCUAUGCAGUAUUACAUCCAGGAUAGGAGGGAGGUGUACCGGAUCCUGCAGGAGGAAGGUAUUGAUCUGCCUCGAUAUGCUGUGCUCAAUCGUGACCCUGCCCGGCCUGAGGAGUGCAACCUGAUAGAAGGUGAAGACCAGGUAGAGGUAAAUGGAGCUGUCUUUCCCAAGCCCUUUGUGGAGAAGCCAGUGAGUGCAGAGGACCAUAAUGUUUACAUCUACUACCCCAGUUCAGCCGGAGGAGGAAGUCAGCGCCUCUUCCGAAAGAUUGGCAGCCGAAGCAGUGUUUACUCUCCUGAGAGCAGCGUCCGAAAGACAGGAUCAUACAUCUAUGAGGAGUUUAUGCCAACAGAUGGCACAGAUGUCAAGGUAUAUACAGUGGGCCCAGAUUAUGCCCAUGCUGAAGCCAGAAAAUCUCCAGCUCUCGAUGGGAAGGUCGAACGAGACAGUGAAGGGAAAGAGAUUCGAUAUCCAGUCAUGCUGACUGCCAUGGAAAAGCUGGUGGCCAGGAAAGUCUGUGUAGCAUUUAAGCAAACAGUUUGUGGUUUUGACCUUCUUCGUGCCAAUGGUCACUCCUUUGUGUGUGAUGUCAAUGGCUUCAGUUUUGUCAAGAAUUCGAUGAAAUACUAUGAUGACUGUGCCAAGAUCCUGGGGAACACCAUCAUGCGGGAGCUUGCUCCACAGUUCCAGAUCCCAUGGUCCAUCCCCACAGAGGCUGAGGACAUUCCCAUUGUCCCUACCACAUCUGGCACUAUGAUGGAACUCCGUUGUGUCAUUGCAAUUAUCCGUCAUGGAGAUCGUACUCCCAAGCAGAAAAUGAAGAUGGAGGUGACACAUCCAAGAUUUUUCAGUCUGUUUGAAAAACAUGGUGGCUACAAGACAGGGAAAUUAAAACUGAAGCGGCCUGAGCAGCUACAGGAGGUGCUGGACAUCACAAGGCUGUUACUGGCUGAACUGGAGAAAGAACCAGGUGGUGAGAUCGAGGAGAAGACUGGGAAACUAGAGCAGCUGAAGUCUGUGCUGGAGAUGUAUGGUCAUUUCUCAGGCAUCAACCGGAAGGUGCAGUUGACUUACUACCCUCAUGGAGUAAAAGCUACUAAUGAGGGGCAAGAUCCACAGCGGGAGGCCCUGUCCCCUUCUCUGUUGCUGGUACUGAAGUGGGGUGGAGAACUGACUCCUGAUGGCCGUGUUCAGGCUGAGGAGCUGGGACGAGCUUUUCGCUGCAUGUACCCUGGAGGACAGGGUGACUAUGCUGGCUUCCCUGGUUGUGGGCUGCUUCGUCUCCAUAGCACUUUCCGCCAUGAUCUCAAGAUCUAUGCCUCUGAUGAGGGCCGUGUCCAGAUGACUGCUGCUGCCUUUGCUAAGGGCCUUCUGGCUCUAGAAGGGGAGCUAACACCCAUUUUGGUACAAAUGGUGAAGAGUGCCAACAUGAAUGGGCUACUGGACAGCGAUGGCGAUUCCUUGAGCAGCUGCCAGCACCGGGUGAAGGCUCGACUGCACCAUAUUUUGCAACAGGAUGCACCCUUUGGUCCUGAGGAUUAUGAUCAGCUCGCUCCCACUGGAAGCACUUCCCUCCUCAACUCCAUGGCUAUCAUCCAGAAUCCUGUAAAGGUCUGUGAUCAGGUAUUUGCCCUGAUUGAAAACCUCACUCAUCAGAUCCGGGAAAGGAUGCAGGACCCCAAGUCUGUAGACCUGCAACUCUACCACAGUGAGACUCUAGAGCUCAUGCUACAGCGUUGGAGCAAGCUGGAGCGUGACUUUCGACAGAAGAGUGGGCGCUAUGAUAUCAGUAAGAUCCCUGACAUCUAUGACUGUGUCAAGUAUGAUGUGCAGCACAACGGGAAUCUGGGACUUCAAGGCACAGCAGAGUUACUACGUCUCUCUAAGGCACUGGCUGAUGUGGUCAUUCCCCAGGAAUACGGGAUCAGUCGGGAGGAGAAACUGGAAAUUGCUGUGGGCUUCUGUCUUCCACUGUUGCGGAAGAUACUACUUGACCUGCAGAGAACCCACGAGGAUGAGUCUGUCAACAAGCUGCAUCCCCUGUACUCUCGAGGGGUGCUCUCCCCAGGUCGCCAUGUUCGAACACGUCUCUAUUUCACCAGUGAAAGCCAUGUCCAUUCCCUACUCAGUGUAUUCCGUUAUGGGGGACUUCUUGAUGAGACCCAGGAUGCACAAUGGCAGCGAGCUUUGGCUUAUCUUAGUGCCAUUUCAGAGCUCAACUAUAUGACCCAGAUUGUCAUCAUGCUUUAUGAGGACAACACACGGGAUCCCUUAUCAGAGGAGCGGUUCCAUGUGGAGCUACACUUCAGCCCUGGAGUAAAAGGUGUUGAGGAAGAAGGCAACGCCCCAACUGGCUAUGGAUUCCGUCCAGCUUCUUCUGAGAAUGAAGAGAUGAAAGCAGACCAAGGCAGCAUGGAGAACCUGUGCCCAGGGAAGGCAUCGGAUGAGCCAGACCGGGCAUUGCAGACUUCACCUCAGCCCCCUGAGGGCCCUGGCCUCCCAAGGAGAUCACCCCUCAUUCGUAACCGAAAAGCCGGCUCCAUGGAGGUCAUGAACAUGCAGUGCACGGGGAACCUGGACCUGAUCCCCUUGCGGGGACGGCGCCGCAGGAGGUCAGGAGACCUCCCCCGGCCUUCCCCAGCCAUCGGCCUACAGCCCCGGGCUGUGUCCACCACUCACCUGGCAUCCUGCACACAGGUGCUUUCUGAGACUUCAUCCUCGAGGCCUGGUGGCUACCGGCUCUUUUCAUCUGCACGGCCACCAACGGAGAUGAAGCAGAGUGGCCUAGGCUCACAGUGCACAGGGCUGUUCAGCACCACAGUGCUGGGUGGCUCCUCCAGCGCUCCGAAUCUUCAGGACUACGCCCGCAGCCAUGGCAAAAAGCUACCACCUGCCAGUCUCAAGCACCGAGAUGAGCUCUUGUUUGUCCCGGCCGUAAAACGAUUUUCUGUGUCGUUUGCAAAGCAUCCGACUAACGAGCUGCUGGAUGACCAGCACCCUGUGGUCCGGUUGCUGCGCAGUUUUUCCUCUGACUGUCCAGGGGGCCGGCCAGUCUCCUUGGAUGCCACGCUGGCGCAUCACCUGCACCAGUGCUCCUACCACCUGCGCCUCUUCCGGAACUGGCUGCGCUCAGGCCAGGAUGACCCCGAGUGCCUCUACGGAUUUGAAGGGUGUUCCAUGGUGCCUACCAUAUACCCUCUGGAAACACUGCAUAAUGCCCUUUCCCUGCGUCAAGUGAGUGAAUUCCUGAGUACCGUCUGCCAGCGCCACACUGAUGCCCAAGCGCAGGCAUCUGCAGCCCUCUUUGACUCUAUGCACAGCAACCAGGCCUCAGAUAGCCCAUUUUCCCCACCCCGUACUCUGCAUUCACCUACCCUACAACUCCGGCAGCGCUCUGAGAAGCCCCCUUGGUACAGCAGUGGUCCUUCCAGUACUGUGUCCAGUGCUGGUCCUUCCUCCCCUACUGCAGUGGAUGGUAACUGCCAUUUUGGCUUCAGUGAUCAACCUUCUGUAAGUUCACACAUGAUUGAAGAACAUCAAGGCCUUGGGAUGCUCCCUGGGAAUGGAGAACAAGAGUUCCCCGUUGAAGGGAUGCAAGAGCCUAUUGAACCAAGCCAGUCUUCACAGGAACCACCUGUGGAAACCAGCCAGCCAUGCCAGGAAGUUUCUGAGGAGAUCAGUCAGCCAUGCCAGGAGGUCCCUGACAUCAGCCAGCCAUGCCAAGACAUCCCUGAAGAGUUUAGCCAGCCAUGCCAGGAGGUUCCUGUCAUCAGCCAGCCAUGCCAGAAGGAUCAUGAUAAUGUUAACCAGAUAUGCCAGGAGGUCCCUCAAAUCCACCAGCCAUGCCAGAAGGCGAGUCAACUGUGCCAGAAAAUCUCUGAGGAAGCUUGCCAUCUUUGCCAGGAGAACCCUGAGGAGGUCAGCCGGCCAUGCCAGGAGGUCUCUGUGGAGGUUGGCAGGCUGGCCCAUGGUUUCCCUGUAGGGGUUGGUGGCCUGGUCCAGGAAAUCGGUGUAGAAGUUGGCAAGCCAGCCCAAGAGAUCCCUGAGGAGCUCAGCGAGUCAUGCCAGUUCUUUGUAGAGGUUGGCAGGCUAAUCCAAGAGGCUUCUGCAAUCAAUCUGUUGUCUCAGGACAUUCCUGAGGUAGAUAAACCAUCCCAAGAGUUUCCUGGGGAGGAUGAUCUGCAGGUACAGGAGGUCCCUGAGGUUAAUCAGCAGUCCUGGGUGUUCCCUGAGGUGACUGACCAGCUGCCUGGAGAGGAUAUUCCCCAAGCCCAGUGUCAAUCUAGUGAUCCAAACCCUCAGAGCCAGUCUCUAGCCUGUAACCAGCACUCACCCCUUCCACCAGCAACAUGUGAUUAAUCGUGUUCUCAUUAGUGGUGUCACACUAUACCAGCUAUUUGAGCUAGCAACUUUUUCUGUUGGCUAACUCACCUACCAGUGUAAGACCUUGGAUCUCACCAGAGGUGUCUGAGGAAGCAGUCCUCUUGGCAUGAAGCCAAGAACUGUGCCCGAGCUGGGCUUGGAGGGGAGCCAAUUUCAUGUUCAAAGCAACCAUUGACUCCUCAUAUGGCCAUUAGACUUGAAUAGGAUUUCCAUAAAGGGGUGGGCUGAAGCAUCAUUACCCAACGUCCUCUGAGCAUCCCAAGAAAUUCCAGAUUGUUAAAGGAAAUGCCACUUAACUGCUGAAGACACCAUCCGGGGACAUCAAGUGCAAAAGGGGACUCCCGGGUCUCCGCUUUCUGGGGAAAUAUUCACAACUUCUCAAGGUACCCUUAGACCAUAUGUGCAUUCAGGAAGAUUCUUGUCUUUGCUAGCACUCCUCAGGUGGGCCUAGGAUGGCUCUCUGAAAUGUCUGGGUGGGGGGUGGAAAGAGAGUCCCUUUCCCAAACAUCCAUUGUGGUCAUUAAUCUUUAGAUUGGGUUUAUGGGUGUUUUAUAUAAUGUCGCAAGUUCCCCCUCUGCCCCAGUAGUGUUCCUCUGGGCAAUAGCUCUAGGGAAAAAUAGGUAUUAGAUUGCUGUGAAAAUUUUAAGAGUAACUACUUAAAAUGCUCUGGGGGUUCUUGGCCAAUCUGUGAAGCUGGGUCUCCUUUUGUUGUGGGGCUACUUGGCUUAAGAGAUGCUGUAGCAGAGAAAAUCAGGUUCUAUUUUAAGCAAUCAGCAGAGAUCAAUAUUGUACAGACAUGAGGAAAGAUUAUAUAUAUUUCUGUAGUAGUGCCAGGGACAGACUGGCCAAAGACCAAACACUCCAGGGUCCCCAAGAGGUUUUUCCUUUUAUUGUUAUGUCUUUAGGGUCAGGUGUGAUUAUGAAGCUUUUCCCAAAGAUAUGGGGAUGGGAAUGGGCAUGGGUAGGAGGAAUAAUGCAGUCAUUGCAGUGGGGUGGCUAGAACAUUAUGAGUGCUCAAUAAAUAUGAAAUAAUAAAAAUGUU